Molecule: messenger RNA, 945 nt
Organism: Suricata suricatta (meerkat)
Lineage: Eukaryota; Metazoa; Chordata; Mammalia; Carnivora; Herpestidae
Product: olfactory receptor 51F2-like
Exons: 1
Coding region: 1-945 (314 amino acids)
Biological process (GO): G protein-coupled receptor signaling pathway
Cellular component (GO): membrane
Molecular function (GO): G protein-coupled receptor activity; olfactory receptor activity
Source: RefSeq, a predicted model, not a curated record
AUGUCAAACUUCCAGAAUACCACAUCUAUGUCCAUCAUUUUCCUGCUAACUGGUGUUCCUGGGCUGGAAGUAUUCCACACCUGGAUCUCCAUCCCCUUCUGCUUUCUCUACAUAACCGCCCUCUCAGGAAACAGCCUGAUUCUCUUUGCCAUUGUCACUCAGUCCAGCCUCCACGAACCCAUGUAUUACUUCCUCUCCAUGCUGUCCACCACUGACCUUGGCCUGUCCAUAUCCACUCUGAUCACCAUGUUGGGUAUAUUCUGGUUUGACGCCAGGGAGAUCAGCUUUAAUGCCUGCUUGUCACAGAUGUUCUUUAUUAAACUCUUCACUGUCAUGGAAUCCUCAGUGUUGUUGGCCAUGGCCUUUGAUCGUUUUGUGGCCAUCUCUAAUCCACUCAGGUAUGCCACCAUUUUAACUGACUCCAGAAUAGCUCAAAUUGGAGUGGCAAUUGUCAUCAGAGGGACACUAAUGCUGACACCGAUGGUGGCACUUCUUAAACGACUGUCCUUCUGCCGCAGCCACGUGCUCCACCACUCCUACUGCUUCCACCCUGAUGUGAUGAAGCUCUCCUGCACUGACACCAGGAUCAACAAUGCAGUUGGGCUGACUGCCAUGAUCUCUACUGUUGGUGUGGACUCAAUCCUCAUCCUCCUUUCUUACAUUUUGAUUAUUAAGACUGUCCUCAGCAUCGCAUCCCCAGAAGAGAGGAAGAAAGCCUUCAGCACAUGUAUCUCCCAUAUUGGGGCUGUUACCAUUUUCUAUUUUCCAUUGAUAAGUCUGUCCUUUGUUCACAGGUUUGGGAAACGAGCCCCAGCCUAUGUUCAUACAAUGAUUGCUAACACCUACCUCCUGAUCCCUCCUGUAAUGAACCCCAUCAUCUAUAGUGUGAAGACCAAGCAGAUACGCAGAGCUCUGAUAAAAAUUCUCCAUUCCAAGGAUAUAUAG